AUGAUAGUAGUCGAAGCCCAUGUACACAAGAGCCAUAUCAUCAUUCCGUUUGAUCGCAACCAGGACUUUGUUGGCAGGGAAGACAUCCUCGACAACAUCGUUCAAAACCUUGCUCCAAAGACGAAUAGCAGCGCCUGUCAGAUGAUUGCCCUCGAGGGCCUCGGCGGCAUCGGAAAGACGCAGAUCGCUCUCGAGGCCGCCUACCGGGUUCGCGACGCAUACCCAGAGUGUAAUAUCUUCUGGAUCCCCGCCGUCGAUGCCACUACCUUUGAAAACGCCUACCGCCAGAUCGGCCAAGAGCUUCAGGUACCAGGGAUGGAUGACGAUAAGGCGGACGUCAAGGCGCUCAUCAAGGCGGCCCUGAGCCGAAGCGGUGAUGACUGGCUCUUGAUCGUCGAUAAUGCCGAUGAUGUAGAGCUGCUCUUUGGGGAUGCUUCGUUAUACGACCACCUUCCCUCGAGUCACAAAGGGUCGAUCCUCUUUACCACGCGGACGCACGAAGUUGUUGGAAAACUGGAUAUCCCGCGUGCCAAUGUUGUCCAUGUAAGCGAGAUGAGCAGGCCCGAGGCAAUCGAACUCAUGCAGAGAUACCUGGGGCCAAGACAGAUGAGCGACAGUAAAAGCGCGACAGAAUUGCUCGAUUUCUUGGCAGAUCUCCCACUUGCUAUCAAGCAGGCAUCAGCUUACAUAGACAAGACGGGAAUAACAAUAACGCGGUAUCUAGAGCAUUGUCGGUCGAGUAAUAUAAAAUUCACCGAGCUCCUAAGCAAGGAUUUCGAAGACCGCGGCCGGUAUAAGAGCGCCCAGAAUCCCAUUACCACAACAUGGCUGAUUUCGUUCCGCCACAUUUCCAGAGACAACCCGCUCGCCGCUCGAUACUUGAAAUACAUGUCAUUUCUUUCCGAGAAAGAUAUCCCGAGAAGUCUCAUUUCAGGUGACGAUGAACUGGAGAUGGACGAGGCGAUCGGCGCUUUGAGAGCCUAUGCAUUUAUCACUCAGCGAGCCGACCAAGAGUCGUACGACGUGCACCGACUUGUGCAACUAGCAAUGCGAAAUUGGUUGAGCCAGGAAGGAGAGCUAAAAAAGUCUGUUACAGCUGCGAUACAGCAGCUCGACGAAAAGUUUCCCUUUCCAAAGCAUGAGAAUAGAGAGACAUGGAUAAGGUAUCUGCCGCAUGCCAUGAUCGCAUUGGAAUUUUGCAACAGUUCGACCGACGAGGUGGUCAAGUCGAAGUCAGACCUGCUCUAUAAUACAGCUGAGAGCAAUUAUAUUUUAGGAAAAUAUCAGAAUGCGGAGGGACUUUACCAGGACACACUUGCACUCGGGAGACAGGUACUCGGCGACAAGCAUCCGCGUACGCUUACAAGCAUGAACAACCUUGCAGUUGUGCUUCAGAGCCAGGGGAAGUACGAGGAGGCCGAGGCGAUGCACCGCAAGACGCUUGCACUCACGAGACAGGUGCUCGGCGAUGAGCAUCUGUAUACGCUUACGAGCAUAAGCAACCUUGCAGGUGUGCUUCAGAGCCAGGGGAAGUACGAGGAGGCCGAGGCGAUGCACCGCAAGACGCUUGCACUC
Messenger RNA from Ilyonectria robusta, 1575 nucleotides. RefSeq names its product P-loop containing nucleoside triphosphate hydrolase protein. The record is from RefSeq and is a predicted model, not a curated record. Gene Ontology annotation, molecular function: protein binding; ADP binding. The transcript has a single exon. Lineage: Eukaryota; Fungi; Ascomycota; Sordariomycetes; Hypocreales; Nectriaceae. The annotation marks the transcript as partial.